AUGCGCCGUAGAGUGUACAAGGAACUGCACGAAGACAUAGGGCAUCUUGGAUUGGAAAGGGUUCUUGCGCUUGCCAGAGAUCGUUUUUACUGGCCGUAUAUGAGACGAGAUAUAGAAUAUUUCAUUACUCGUGUUUCCCACUGUGUAAAGAACAAGCGUCCCACACUUCCAACCCGUGAACCCCUCCAUCCCAUAGUUACGACUUCUCCCUUCCAACUGAUUGCUGUCGACUAUGUUCACCUUGAGCGCAGUUCUGGAGGAUAUGAAUACAUUUUAGUGACCGUGGACCAUUUUACGAGAUACGCUCAAGCAUAUGCCACGAAAAACAAAUCAGGUGCAAUAGCUGCGGAGAAGAUUAUUAAUGACUUUGUUCCAAGAUUCGGAUUCCCAGAGAAGAUCAACCAUGAUAUGGGUCGAAAACAACCUAUUCAAGCAGUUAGAGAAAUUGUCUGGGGUACGUCAUUCCAGAACCACUCCUUAUCAUCCUCAGGGGAAUGGUCAAGUCGAGCAAAUGAAUAGAACUUUGGUUGCAAUGCAGCGGACUCUGCCAGAAACUCACAAGACAAAUUGGAAAGACCAUCUGUCUAAACUUGUCCAUGCAUAUAAUUGUACUCGCCACGAAGCCACCGGCUACGCCCCUUUCUUUCUCCUGUUUGGCCGCUCCCCAUGACUACCCAUUGAUCUAGCGUCCAACCUGAAAGAUAAAGAUGGCACCACCACCUAUUCCCAGUGUGUCUCGAAGUGGCAAACAGCAAUGAAGGAAGCAUACGCCAAAGCUUCAAACCUAGCAUCGAAGAACGCCUCGCGAGGUAAAAAGCAGUACGACAAGAAAGUCCGAUCGACAGUUCUUCAACCUGGAGACCGGGUUUUAGUACGGAAUUUGACACCAAGAGGAGGCCCGGGGAAGUUGCAGUCUUUCUGGGAGGAUGAGGUACACGAAAGGCCCGGACAGACCGGUAUAUGA
Molecule: messenger RNA, 964 nt
Organism: Paramuricea clavata
Lineage: Eukaryota; Metazoa; Cnidaria; Anthozoa; Malacalcyonacea; Plexauridae
Source: the annotation of a GenBank genome assembly